Molecule: messenger RNA, 1509 nt
Organism: Bicyclus anynana (squinting bush brown)
Lineage: Eukaryota; Metazoa; Arthropoda; Insecta; Lepidoptera; Nymphalidae
Gene: MFS3
Product: sialin
Exons: 12
Coding region: 1-1509 (502 amino acids)
Biological process (GO): monoatomic anion transport; transmembrane transport
Molecular function (GO): transmembrane transporter activity
Source: RefSeq, a predicted model, not a curated record
AUGUCAUUUUUUGUACUGUUGUUAGUGAAAAUGGAUGUGCCGGCGAAAGGAAAUAUUUUAGGGCGGUUCAUAUCCGCCCGUUACAUUCUCGCGGUGCUGGGUUCCAUCGGCAUGGCGAUAGUGUAUGGGUUGAAGGUGAAUCUCUCCGUCGCCAUGGUGGGCAUGCUGAACCAUACCGCCAUCAAGAUGAACGAGGGGAAACCAGACCAUGGCAGCCAUAACAAUACGCUUGCUGAAGUCGACUGCGAGCCCGUUACAAGCUCCGCGCAUGCUAAGGAAGCAGAUGGACCAUUUACGUGGUCCACCGAAAUCCAGGGAAUUAUACUCAGCUGUUAUUUUUGGGGAUAUUUCGUCUCGCAGAUUCCCGGUGCGCGUAUAGCCGAGUUGUUCUCAGCCAAAUGGGUGAUGUUCUUCAGUGUGUCCAUCAACGUGGUGUGCACGCUGUUGACGCCGGUGAUGGCGCAGGCGCACCACGCGGCUGUGGUGGUCAUGAGGAUCGGAGAGGGAAUUGGAGGGGGCGUAACGUUCCCUGCAAUGCACGUGCUGCUGUCCAAAUGGGCGCCACCAGCCGAGCGGAGUGUGAUGGCGGCGCUAGUUUACGCCGGGACUUCCCUGGGCACAGUCAUCUCGAUGCUUAUGGCUGGAGUGCUUACUGCUAACCUUGGUUGGGAGAGCGUGUUCUACGUGAUGGGCGGUCUGUCGUGCAUAUGGUGCGUGCUGUGGGUGCUGCUGGUGCAGGACUCGCCACAGCAGCAGGCACUCAUUAGCAAGGAGGAACGCGACCUGAUCGUCACCUCACUAGGAGGGAAAGCCGAUGAUCAUGAUCAUAAGAAAUUACCUGUACCGUGGAAGUCAGUGCUGACGUCUGGUCCUUUCCUGGCCAUCCUGGUAGCGCACGCAUGUUCCAACUGGGGCUGGUACAUGCUGCUCAUCGAGCUGCCCUUCUACAUGAAGCAAGUGCUGAAGUUCAACAUGGCCGAGAAUGCAGUGGCAACGGCGCUUCCGUUCCUCUCGCUGUGGUUCUUCAGUCUAGGUCUCAGCAAAACUUUGGAUUGGCUUCGCGGGAAGUCUUACAUAACCACAACUACAGCCAGAAAAAUCGGCACUCUGUUUGCGUCAGUGGUGCCGGCGACGUGUCUGUUGGUGCUUUGCUACGUGGGCUGUAACCGCGGCGCGGCGGUGGCCUUCACCGCCAUCGGCGUCACUGCCAUCGGCGGCAUGUUCUGCGGCUUCCUGUCCAACCAUAUCGACAUCGCACCCAACUUCGCAGGUACCCUUAUGGCGAUGACUAACACGGUGGCCACGAUACCAGGCAUCGUAGUACCAAUUUUCGUAGGCGUUUUGACCCAUGGCAACCAAACAAUUUCAGCGUGGCGGGUGAUAUUCUUCGUCACGAUAGGGUUGUAUCUAAUCGAGAUAGUGGUGUACACGUUGUUCGGCUCCGGGGAGCAACAACCCUGGAACCAGGUCCAGCAGACAAAGGAAGACCAGCCCGAGGAAAAACUAUAA